This is a messenger RNA of Astyanax mexicanus (Mexican tetra), 1684 nucleotides long. Its product is annotated as zinc finger BED domain-containing protein 4-like. NCBI's taxonomy places the organism in Eukaryota, Metazoa, Chordata, Actinopteri, Characiformes, Acestrorhamphidae. The transcript has 2 exons. The record is from RefSeq and is a predicted model, not a curated record. The coding region runs from base 414 to 1388 and encodes 324 amino acids.
UACUAGCUUUAAAGGCAGCUAAAAACCUUCCUGUUAAGCCUAGCUUUCUAUUAGCUUCUGUUCUGCAAAUAUUUUUUAUUUGAUUAAUUUUGUUGUUCUUAUUUUUAUUUUAUAAUUUUUUAAUCUAUUUUAUUCUAUAUUUUAUUUUAAUAGAAAUGUCUUGUUUACUACUAUUUUAUUAAAUUGUUACUUUUUAAUUGUUUUAUAUAACUUUUUUUACAUUUUGACAUUUUAUUUAAUGUUAUUGUGAAGCACUUUGAGCUACAUUUCCAUGUAUGAAAGGUGCUAUAUAAAUAAAGUUCAUUAUUAUUAUUUUUUUUAAUUACAUACUUACUUAUUUAUUUACUUUAUUGUAGGUUAAAUGUAGGAUUUGCUCCCAGGAGCUGUCUUACUGUAACCGGUCCACCUCCACAAUGCUGAGGCAUUAUCGUGCCCGGCAUGAGAAGGAAGAAUCGGUUAACCCUCCUGUGAUCAACCCUGGUGUUUCCAGAAAGCAGGCGAUUGAUGAGGCUGUAGUGAAUAUGAUCAUUACAGACUGUCAGCCGCUUAGCCUUGUGGAAGACGUGGGGUUCCGAGACCUGCUCCAACUCCUUGAGCCCUCAUAUGUUCUGCCAAGCAGAAAGGCUAUCAAGACCAUGAUUAGCCAGAGGUAUGAGGAGAAAAAGGAGCAAGUUAAAAAAGAACUGCAGAGUGCAGUUGCAGUUAGCCUAACAGCUGACAUGUGGACAUCUAUCAACAUGGAGGCUUACCUGGCUGUGACCUGUCAUUAUGUUGACAGUGAGGACCAUACACUGUGUACAUCAAUGCUGGGAGUGCAACAAUUUCCUCAACAGCACACUGCUGAAAAUAUGGCCCAAGUAACAAAAAACUUAAUGGAGGAGUGGGCCGUAGCAGAGAAAGUGACAUGUCUGGUCACAGAUGCGGCUGCAAACAUGAUUGCAUGUGUCAGAAAGCUCCAAAUCAGACACACAAUUUGCAUUGCACAUUCAUUAAAUUUAACAGUUCGAAAAUCAUGUGACCAAAUUGAGACAUUCACUGAUAUCCGACAUAAAACAAGGCAGAUCGUAACAUACUUUAGAACCAGUACUACAGCCAAAGAGAAGCUGACACGAGUCCAGCUACAGAUGGGAGGACCAGUGAAGAAAUUAAUUAAUGAGGUGUCAACUAGAUGGAACAGCACUUAUUUAAUGCUGGAACGCAUUGUGGAACAGAAGGAGUCGGUGCUGGUAUCUCUGGCCUCUUUAAAAAGUGAUCUACCCCCGCUAACUACAGAUGAUUACAAAAUCAUAGAGGAGACACUCUGUGUGCUUGCUCCAUUUAAUCAAGUGACAGUGGAGCUGUCUGAGGAAAAAAAGAGUAUCUGGAUCAAAAGUAAUCCCAAUGCUUAAAAUGUUGCACCACUCACUUCAACGCAAUGUAUCAAACGUGACCACGGAAAUCGCUAUCAAUCUUGUGGAAAACCUUAAAAGAAGACUGCUAGAAACACUGUGCAACCUGGAGUCAUUAAGUGUAAUGACAAUACCAACACUGCUGGACCCUCGGUUCAAGACGAUGGCAUUCUUAAGUGUGUCAAAAGCCAAUGAUGCAGUGAAAAGACUCAAAUCUGAGUGUGUGGCAGAAAUGAAAAGUGCUGUACCGACACAAAUGGAAGAUGCCCAAGCUGGUCCUUCAACUCUCUAUGCUC